This is a messenger RNA of Mycena citricolor, 5256 nucleotides long. Lineage: Eukaryota; Fungi; Basidiomycota; Agaricomycetes; Agaricales; Mycenaceae. The record is from the annotation of a GenBank genome assembly.
ACAAAAUGAGAGCACAAGACGAGUCACUGUCAGAUUGCAGCUUGAUCGGCUUGCGGAUCCCGACCUCGUGACUGCUUACCGGGGAUAUUGUGCGUGGUGUGCCAUUAACGCGUUCUUCAGUGCUCUGCUCUGCAUUGCAUUGGUUUCUCUACGCAACUCUCUUGACACAAUCGAGCAACAUGUCUGAUGGCUCGAGGCUAAGGCAGUCAUGGUACGACGCCUUGAAUGGCGCCGAAACGCAUUUCCGUCAAAUGCUCACCUCUUCCUCGUCUGCGGAAUGGAAGAGAGUAUCGGCCUCCACUGACACUUCGCCCUCGAAGAAGGGCAAAGCACGAGCUCCGUCUAUCCCUGAGCCAAGCGACGUGAUCAUCCACCGGAACUCAAGUAAAGCAGGAGGGGACGUCUAUCGUCUGGUCCUCGACGUCCCUACAGGCGACGAAUACGUAUCCCUCGAACCUUGGAAGGCUGUUUUGACUACGCCCGAACUGAGGACGGAAUGGGAUCCUGCGGUGGAGGAGGCGCAUUUGGUGGAGAUUUUUGAUCAUAACACACGCAUAUGCAAGACGAAUUUUACGCUUGGUUGGCCUGCAAAUCCGCGCGACGCAGUGACCAUCUCACGAUCCUUCCAUGACGCAUCUACAUUCAUUGACAUCUCAACCUCUUUGCCGCGGUCACCCGAUGAACCUGCGUACCUCCGGCCAUCGCCUCCGUAUGUCAGGUCGCACGUUACGUUAUUCGCGUGGUGCAUUCAGCACUUCGGCGCCGCCCCGCUUGUGGCACCUUCUACAUCUGGUACCACCGACGUGGUGCAACGUAGGCGCACAUCUGCGGGAGGCCGAUUGCGGAUUACUUGCUUCUGGCAGCACGACCUUCGCACGGCAUGGACCAUUGGCUCAUCGGCCUCGGCGGCCAUGCAGCAACUGUCUACCAUGGCGCUCGGCUUGCUGAAGACCGUCAUGAAGCGCGGAAAUCGAAUACCGAAGAUCACAGGUUACGGGAAUGGGGUUUCAAUUGAACGAGUUCGAUUUCAGAACGAUCGAGAGGCGUUGACCAUUGAUUACGCCAUCAUUCCGGAUGAGGACGAACCCUCUGCGGUGAACCACGGGAUCGACGAGCUGCAUGCGAUUCGGGAGCAUCGGCGCCUGAGGAGGUCGAUUGAGUGUGUGCUACCUGCGAGUGAAGGAUGGGACGUGCAGGUGUCGACGAAAGCGUCUUCCGAGGAUGUGGAAAACCUUCCGUGGACCGCGCGUGCUAUCCGCAGCAGCUCUUUUGCAUCUCCCCCGACGCCAGAAUCGGAAGAGUCGCGGCCUCUGGAUCAAAUCGUUGUUCGUUUGACGCACUCGCCGCUCAUUGACGAGCACUCGGUACUCAAAGUUCGCGUCGUCGUGGAGAUCUCUGGUCCCACAGCGGGCUUGAGAUUGAACGGGCUCCCUCAGCCAAUCCAAGAAGUGGAAGAACGUGACCCAUCGUCAUAUUUCAUCUCUCAGCAGAUACUUCAGGAUGUGUCUAGCACCGCGGAUCUGAGCUUCAACACAGUGUCAUCGCAAAGCAGCAUGCAUUCCAACAAUUCAGGAUCGAUAGCUCCCAGACCACCGACAGAGCGAUCGACCGCUGCAGAGAAAUCGAUACUAUCCAGGGUCAAACGCAACUACAUCUAUUUCUCGUCGCUGUUACAGGAGCCCGAGGCGAAAUGGAAGCGAACUACCGAAGCCAAAGGAGUCUCAGUUACGCAACUCGAUUCGAUUGAUCCUACUCUCGUUGUCUACCGUGCAGAAGCGACCUUUGUCGGGGUCCCGUUGUGGGAUCUGUACUCUGCCGUCAUUUCUCCUGGAUCUCGUGUUUACUGGGACAAACAGCAUGAAGACGCGAUUUUACUCGAGGAUGUCAAUGAUCUAACUGAAUUAUGGCACAUCAAGACCAAACCAGCCUGGCCAGUCACUGGUCGUGAUUCUGUGGUGCUCCGGACGGUGUACAAGUCACCCACAACAAUACACGUCUUUUCUUUUUCCGCCGACGAACCACAUCUCUUUCCCAACAUUCCUCCUGUUGAUCCGACUGUGAUCCGAACACAAAUUGAUCUGCAGGGUUGGGCCAUUGAAGCGCUCUCUCCGACCACGACAUCGUUGACGCUGCUGGAGCAGUCCGACCCCAAGGGAUGGACGAACAAAACAUCUAUCCCGACGAUGAUGAUCAACACUCUAGCGGGAAUCGGCGAGUUUGCGAUCAAAUGCGGAGGGCCACCUGUGGUGACGCGCUUGGCCGGAGCGAGGGCCAACGAGAUGAGAUAUGACCACGAACGCUCCAGCUUCAAGCUCGAAUACGAGGCGUCCACAAGCAGACAAGGUGGCGGUGGCUCUGAGGCUACGAGCAAUUCGAUCGGGUCCACUGGGAUGCCGGUGAUCGAGUGCGAGCUGAGGUGCGAUAUGGACACCUGGGCGCACUCACUGGACAUAGUUGUGGAUCCACCUCCUCAGUCUUUGUCUUGUCUUCGCAGACACCGCCUGUCGACCGAGGGUGGUGGGUUGUGGCUGAGCCUCACUCACGAUGCGGUCUUCAUUGACGAUGAGCGGCUGCUGGUUUUGGUCCGCCGCGCCCCUGGCAAAGAAAAGGGUCUGGUGAUGGUCAAUGGGUCCAAAGUUUCUGUCGAUGUGGACGAACUACCGGACAGUGAAAUCAAGUCGCUCUCGAAGAGGAAACGAGUCAAGCCAACUCGCAUACCACUCGAUCAGCCGCCGGUUUUGGGUGUGGUCCGGCGGCGAAGAGCAGAGUGGGAUGCGGACUCGGACGAUGCUGCUGGUGCCGACUCCCAGACUCGGUCCAAGACAACUACUCCGCGAAUAUCCAGUCCGUUGUCGCGCUUUUUCACGUUUGCAGUGGACCAAGCGGCUGCUACGACCCAGCAGGCCGUCGCAGCGAUUACGCCCGCAAAUAUCGAGGAGACAGUUCCGUCAUCAAGCAAACAGCCGAUGCAGUAUGGGCUGGAAGCAUUGACUUGGAUGCAGCAAUCCCGUUCUCGUGGCUCGGCCGAAGGCUGGACUUCGCUCAACGACAAGGCGCUCUCGGUCCAUCGAAAACAUUGUCCCGAGAUAUCACCGUCUAUCCACGUUCACAAGGGCGAGAAGGUCAUUCAGGGGGUUUCUGCCGACGAAUUGGCCGCGAUUGUAUCCGAGUUUGACUGCCGGAGAAAGUGGGACGAUCGAUUCGACAAUGCUACCGUUCUCGAGUCGUAUGGAGCGGGGUGCCAGACGGCUUUCGCCGUGUCCAAAGCCGGGUUUCCUUUUCGGGACAGGGGCUUCUAUCUGGCAUCUGUCCUGGCGAGGACUCAUGUGAUAUCAAGGAGGCCGACGGGGGAUGUUGCCGAGCAGUCGAAUGGACCGCGCAAUGCGGUGUUUUACGUGUCUGCUUCCUUCAGCCCGGAAUCCGCAUCCGCGUUUUCCGCGGCAAAGUACAAUCCUAAUGGCUUGCCGAUCGGACGGAUAUUCGUUGAUGGCUGGGUUUUGGAGACCUUGGAUCCCUAUACGAAGGAGAACUACGCAAUCCCCUCGACCCGCUGCACACGCUUUGUUGCCGUUGACUAUGCGGGCUCCAUCCCUGCUGCGUUCAACUCGAUGAAUAAUGCAGCCGCAGCGCGAUCGAUUCUGGCCCUCGAGAGCUUCUUCAAGAGCAUCUCCUCGCUUCCCGUUACUCGUCUUCCGCCUGCGGGGCUUGUCAUUUCCGACAAGUUUGACACACACGAGUCCAUAGCUGAUCUCUCAUGGAAAGUUCGACGGCGAGACGACCAUCACUCUCUAUUGAAUACGACAUUCGCACCCGAGAGUCGUGUCUAUCAAUCGACUAUUUUGCUCAGCCUCAACUCUAGCGGUGUGCUGCCACCCAACAUCUCUGAUGUGACUCCUCGUCCGAGUACCUUCAACCUCGGUUCUCCCGAUUCAAUAGACGCACUUCCUAGCGGUGAUUCGGGUCUAUCGUCGGGUUCGCCAGUUCCACAAUUGUCUCCCUCCUCGACCGUCACACCCUCCGGUUCGCCUCGCCAGCGGAGCGAGUCCAAUGGUUCCAGCAGGAAUCGGUCCGUCAGUGCCUUCACAAUGAAAGGUGAAGUUCGCCAACCCUCAGAUCUGCUUGUUGCGGAAUUGGUCGUCGAUUCGAAGUUGUACCCGGAGGGCUACAAUGUCGUGCUGCGAUCCCGCUUCCGGGUCGAUCUUGUAUCUGGGUCGCACAUUCCUUUUGUCGUCGAGGAUGAGGGCCCCGGCUCGACCGAUGCGCUUCCUUUGGCAGCAACCAUACAUACCAUGCCGUCUUCCCCGCUGCAUUCUUCUGGUUUGACAGCCGACAGGCCGACGAGACAUCUCAUCAAGCUGACGCUCCCGACUGCGCAGUACCAAAUCUCCACUGUCCGGGAUCCGCUCACGGAUGAGCUGCAUGGAGCGCCGCCGAAGCCGCCAUGGUUGCUGUCUCUGGAGGAGGGCGGCGCUAUCGUGCAGAUGGAGGUCCGCCCUGGCGGCAAACGCGGCUCGGUGCUGGUCGAUGUAGAUGGGAAAGAGAUUGCAGUAGUCAACGAGAAGGAGGCGCUGACCAGUCUGGGUCGGGAGGAGCUGCUGGACGAUCGAAUCCCGAGGAUGAGUGUGCUUUCGCGUGUCUCCAACGAGUCGGAGGUCCUCUCUGAACAGCUCAGGGUUCCCACAGCCGUCGCUGUCAAAUUAAUCGAAGCCCCUGCAUUGGAAACGAGCCCUGUGGCUGACCCUGCACACUCGACAGAUUCCGUGACUGCAAGCGACCAGGAAAAAAGCACAGAAACGGCUGGAAUGGCUGUGACGGAUGCUGUGGUCCCGGCACCGGUUUUGGCACACUCGUCGUCGAGCAGUGGUCUGCUGGGGUUUAUGACCCGGCUGGGAACGAGCUCCGGGUCAGGAAGUGCGACUCCUCGGAUUAGGAAGGUUCCGGGAGGAUUGACCGAUAUUGACGCGCCGCAUCCAGCGGCGGCAUCGUCUGGAGUGCCGGUCUCGACCGUAGUCAUCAUUGCACUGAUCGCAUUCCUGAUUGGCUCGCUCCUUCGGUCAUUGCUCUCACCCGCUGACUUUAUCUACCUCGUGAGAGAGCCUGGAGAAGACGAGGAAGCAAGAGGAUGGCGCGAGAUCCGUCGCCUGAUAGAGCUCAAAUAUGUUGCCUGGGGGUAUGAUAUUCACCUCGCCCUCGUCCGCAGACAUGGUGGGCUCGAGUAGUACUAGAUAUUUUCCAUAAUCGACUGGUGAAACGAAG